AUGGCCAACGUUGAGCUCAUGAAGGCCGUCAUCUUUGAUGGCCCCUUCAAAGUAUCCGUGCAGGAUCGGCCAGUGCCCAAACUGCAAGACAGUCGCGAUAUCAUCAUCAAAGUCACAGCUACAGCGCUGUGUGGCUCUGAGCUUCAUGUAUAUCGUGGGCAUGAACCCUCCAAUCCGGGGUUUAUCAUGGGUCACGAAUUCACUGGCAUUGUAAUGCAGACCGGCGAGGACGUCAAGACUGUUCAGAUUGGUGAUCAAGUUGUUGUGCCCUUCACGGCAUCUUGCAUGAAUUGCUUUUACUGCCGUAAUGAUUGGACAUCUCGAUGUGCAUCAUCUCUACCCUUCGGCAGCCCUCUCCUGGACGGCGGACAGGCGCAAUACGUCCGUGUCCCCUACGCUGAUGGAACUGUGCUCAAGUCACCUAUUGGUAUCCCUCAAGAGACGCUCGUUCUCAUGGCCGACAUCUUCCCAACCGGAUACUUUGGCGCCAAGAACGCAUUCAGGAUGCUGGAUGGGAUGGAUCACUCAGACGCAACUGUUGUCGUUAUUGGAUGCGGUCCAGUUGGACUCUGUGCGAUUGUUUCCGCUCUGGAGUAUAAGCCGAAACAUCUUUUCGCUAUUGAUGGCGUAGACAGCCGCUUGGAGCUGGCAAAGGCCCUUGGCGCAGAGCCGUUGAACUAUGUCAAGGACCACGAUACUAUGAUGCAGAAGAUCAUGGGUGCUUCGGAGGGAAGAGGGGCAGACGCGGUGAUCGAGGUUGUUGGUCUGAGCAAGGCGCUUAGAACUGCAUACGACAUCAUUCGCCCUUGGGGUGUCAUCAGCAGCAUUGGGGUACACAACGCAGAGAUCCCAUGGACAGGAACUGAGGCAUAUGAUAAGAACCUCCGAAUUCAGAUGGGCCGAUGUCCAGUUCGUGCGGUCUUCAAAGAAGCCCUCGAGGUACUGACGCGUAAUCACCAGAAGCUCAACUUCAUGCUUGAGAAAAUCAUGCCUCUUACGGAGGCUGUGGAGGCUUAUGAGAUUUUCGACAAGAUGAAGGUCCAGAAGGUCAUUUUUAAUCCAAAUGAAUAA
This is a messenger RNA of Fusarium vanettenii 77-13-4, 1071 nucleotides long. RefSeq lists its product as uncharacterized. Gene Ontology annotation, molecular function: zinc ion binding; oxidoreductase activity. The transcript has 7 exons. The record is from RefSeq and is a predicted model, not a curated record. Bases 1 to 1071 code for a protein of 356 amino acids. NCBI's taxonomy places the organism in Eukaryota, Fungi, Ascomycota, Sordariomycetes, Hypocreales, Nectriaceae.